Molecule: messenger RNA, 1502 nt
Organism: Rhodamnia argentea
Lineage: Eukaryota; Viridiplantae; Streptophyta; Magnoliopsida; Myrtales; Myrtaceae
Exons: 3
Coding region: 1-735 (244 amino acids)
Source: RefSeq, a predicted model, not a curated record
AUGAGACCUCGGUGCCUGUGCCUGGGGUCCAUCGAGGUUGGGUUCAAGAUCUAUGUGCCUAUGCUCGGAUCCCCGACGAUUGAGCCCGAGACUAUCAAGGCCGAGGCCCAGGACCUUGAGAGGAGAGAGAGAGCGGGAGCGAAGGAGAUCAAAAGGCGGCAACGCGAAAACCAUACGAACGAACGAACGAACAUCGGGAGCAAAAAGUCGCGAGCGGGAGGCCUCUCCAGGAUCGGCGGUCUCCCUCCAAAUCUUACACCCCCGGGCUGGGGUUGCUCUCUCUCCGCCGCGCCGGAACGUCCGUCUUCGUCCUCGCGCGCGAGCGCCACCCCACUCUCUUCCCGGCUGCUCGGGGCUCUUCGCAUCGGUUCAUCGCUCGCCGCUCUCCCCUCCCCCCUCCUUCUCCUCCUCCGCGAAGGGAUUUCGAAUUCCACGCGCCCGCGAGCGGGGUUCGUAGCCUCUAGGCGGUCGCUCCCGGCUUCGAUUUCGCGCUCGCAUUGGGAUUUUUGGAUGAGCGGGGGGGAGGCCCCUCAGGACUCGAGGCGAAGGCGCGCGCGACGCGAUCGCCGGUUGAAGAAGUGCGUCGUGGUUAAUUGUCCAGGGGGAGUACAAGUGCCCGUCAGUUCUUGCUGUAUGUGCCAGGCGGAUAGCCGAAAAAGAGAAUCAGUUGCAUCCAUAUUUGUGGUCUUCAAUUAUGCCAUGAUGGUGUUGCUCGUUGUUCAGUUUGCCACUUGAAUGAUACAGACUAUCUGGCAAGAAUUUGGUAAGAAAAGGGAUUCUAGGAUUGGAAGUGGUUCUCUAUGCAUAUGGUCAGAAAGGAUUUGCAAGCUUAUUUAUGGAAUCGAGGAGCUUUUUCUCUCAUGGCCAUUGCCCACAAGGCUGUUUGUUGAUUUGCUUUCUACCUGCUCUCACGGAUUGAGUUUCUUCUGCAUUCUCUUCUUCAGUGGAUGUGCUGAUCUUUCACAUUUAGUGUUGCUGAGAUGGUUCUUGCGUUGCUUCUGGCUAUUUUUAUUGCCUCUACGAUUUGUACUAUUUUUUCCAUUGUAGAGUGGAAAUAUUAACAUCAGAAGCAAAUAUCUUCUUUCUUGAAAUAGAUUAAAUAGACUUUUCAAUCAUACUGAAGAGUGAUAUGAUGAUUAUACCAGUGCAUCAGUUCUUUUCACACACGGUUGGCCGACCAUUUCUGAAAAUGGCCCUCACUUCUUUUAAUGUAACUUCGCUGUUCAGCAGUUAACCUACAUGUAUGAACUGCAUGGGAAAUAGUAGUUGGCAACCGAUAGCCUUGUCAUUCAAUUAAUUGCUCAUGAUGCCUAAUCGAAGGUUCUUCUGUCUCUGUUUUUGCCUUUGUCUUUUUUACCCAGAUGACCAGAUUUGUGACGAGAUUUCGCUCAUUAAAGAUAUAACUUUUUUAGAAGAAAAUGUGAUUCUUGUUUCUUGAUUAGGCUGGUUAACAAGGUAAGAAUGGUCGAGUAUAAAUUAUGGCCAAGUGGAUGAAUGCAAAA